UUUAUAAUUAUUUUGUGAUUUGUUUCUUCGGUCAUGGCCGAAAUGGCAGACACCCACAUUGUAGAAAUCCCUGUAGAUGAAGAGCGUCAACAGAAGCUCUCAUGUGCUUUAGCCACCAUCUCUGCAAUCCAAAACCAUCCAUUAAUGGAGAUCUCUCGGAGUCCGGGCCAUCUCUUGCUUCUCAAGUUAUGGCAAAGAGAGGAAGACCUUUUUGGUCGUAGGAUCGUUCUCAAAGAGUCCAGGCUCGACUCCAUCAAGAGAGAGAUCUUCCAAUUGUGUUGUUUCUUUGUCAUUUUCCUUGGACUUUUCUUCAACAUCUUGUUCACGUCUUCCGUCGGUGCAGAAGACCACCGCACUUGCGGGAAAUGGUGGGUGCCAUCAAUUGUUUCGCUCUCGACUUCACUCGUGUUUGUGUUUUUGGUCCAGGUCAAGCUUUACAGGUACUGGAAAGUGGAGAAGCAGUUGCAGAGGGAGCGGAGCGAUAACCGAGUACUCACGAGGUGCAUUCAGGAGCUGAGGAUGAAAGGGGAAAGCUUCGAUUUGUCAAAAGAGCCUCACAUUGGGAAGAGGAUGAAGAGCUCGAGCGUUGAGAUUAAAUGGAAGCCCCUAACAUGGUGCUCUCAGUACCUGAUCACUGUUGCACUUGUUUGCUUCUCCGGUUUGGCUUUGCUGGUCUGCAAGUUCAUGCUCUGUGGAAUCUAAUACGACUUGUGAAAAUGCUUCCAAUGUAGAAGGUGCCGUUUUAAACACUUUUAUUGGGGUUUUGAUACCAGAUAAUUUGUUCACAGAGGUCUUCAUUGGGGAUGAAGCAUCUUGGUCCGAUAAUGAUUUAUUUAAAACCUGCUGGGAGCUAUGAACUCCAUUACUAGCAGCAGGUCAAAGAAGACACCACUACGGUGUUGCAGAGCAGAGGCGAUUCUAUAAACCUUCUUCAGUCAUUCAACUGGUCCUCAAUUUAAGAGCCUGAGAUCUUGUAUACUACUAUCAAAGAGAUGCUAUUUGUGAUCUUCAAUGGCACCACGACUUGUGUGCUCUUCUAGAUGUACAAGAAAUUCUUUUACGACUCAAAUAAUAAAACAAAUCAUUCAUUCAUUUAUUUA
Messenger RNA from Hibiscus syriacus, 1100 nucleotides. RefSeq lists its product as uncharacterized. The record is from RefSeq and is a predicted model, not a curated record. The coding region runs from base 34 to 702 and encodes 222 amino acids. The transcript has a single exon. Lineage: Eukaryota; Viridiplantae; Streptophyta; Magnoliopsida; Malvales; Malvaceae.